GCCAAAAACGGCAAACGGGCAACUGGCGUGGAAUCGUGGAAGUUUUCCGCAGAAUAUUACGAAUUUCGGGGAUUUUCUGGCUUCGUUCGACCGGGAUUACAUCGAGGGUUCGUGUUCGACCACAAAAUUAUCGCGCCGUCGUGCAGGAGAUCGCUUCCAACCGGGAAUUGCGUGCCCUUUUUCCUCGGCGUGCGUGGUGAAAAAAUCGUGGUUGCGUGAAAAGCGGAAAAAUCGUCUGUUUAUGGUUCGACGGUACCGCGAGAAUCCCGCACCCAGAAUUGUCCGUCCGUCCGCAAACGGAGCGUCGUCGUGGGCCGCGCUUUGGUCCACCUGCGAUAAUUACAGAUUUUACGUGUUCCCACACCUCCCAACCCCACCCCCACCCCCGUGUGCGUGUGUGUUUACGAGUGUUGGGCGGCGCCCGGACUGCCGUCGGUCCGUUUCCUUCAACGAUUUUCCAGUCUCGCGUCGCGGUCGUGAAUGUGUUCAAAUUCCAACGACAAAAGUUUAGAUAUUCGUUGCGCAAGAGUUGCCCGUAUCGCCUGGUUGGCCGUAGUGAGUGCGAAAGAGAGCGAAGAUCGAGUGAACGAAGCGAACGUAUCGAAUUGAUUGAUAAGGUUUGCGAAACCGCGUAUGCAAAUAUCCGCCUAAUCGCACUUGUUUGCCAGUGGGGAACCGCUCUACCAGGUUCUCGGCGAACAGAAGCACCUUCCGGCUGCCGUCGACCCCACCAAAAGCGAGCAAAACAUCAAUAAGGACGAGUCUCCGCGCAGGGGCUACUUUGCUCUUCGCGUCCUCAUCGUCGUUGCGGCGCACCCCUCGGUUUGAGCGCACGGAACAGAAAACAAUAACUUUUUUCACCGAAACACGAAGGAAGCAUAGGACGGUGCGUCCCCUCGCGUGCACCCUCGAUUGAUACCCGCCCGGGCCGGAUCGCGUUCUCGCUAGGACGGUCCGCACGGUGACGGUGAAUAAGAGAACGGAAUUCAAAUACAUCCAAACUGUGCGUGAGUAGCGCUACGAUAGGAAUAUAGGAAAAGGUGUGGUAUGCGUCUGCCUAUCUUAUCCCACCGUGAUCGCGCUAUCAUCAAGACCGUCCCGUCGUCGUCAUCAUCGUCAUGCGCUAACCACUUCCCCUGAAGCAUGUAAAUGCGCUAGAACAAGAGAAAGCAUCAGAACGAGAGCGAGAGCGAGAGAGAAAAGUGUGCAUGUGUGUGUGUUUGUCUAGUGUUGUGUGUGUGUCGUGUGUCUGUAUGUGCAGCAGGAUCAAGCUCGUCUCCUUUCGGGUGGCGCGUCACGUGCGUGUGAGUGCAGGGAAGCGGAGGGAGAUCGAACGGAGAAGCAUCAAAGAAGCAUCAUCACCCUAGCAUUACGUGCAUAGCCAGUCCUAGGUGCGAGAGUUCUAAGUGCUUUUUUUGAGUGAGAACGAGACGCACGAGCCACGAGAGCGCCAGGCCAGGAGGCGUGAAAGAGAAGGAUAGCGAGGAGCAUACGGCGGUGGUGAGGCACCACUCCACUCAACAUACACCGUCGGGGAAACAAAACAUCUGCCGUGGAUAAUUAAACACACGGCACACGGCUCCGUGUAUAGAGAACACGUGGUGGUGGUAGUGCGUUUACGGAAGCAGGAAAAGGAUACGGGCGAACAAGUCGCGCCACGGAACAAGGACAUUCGGUGAGAGGGUGAAAAGGCGGAGAAAAUUGAGAGUAGUGUCCUCCGGGGGGGCAGGAAAAAGGCCUUUGUGUGCGUCCGGGCGCGAGUGUGAGCGCGCAUCCUUUCAGCGACUUACGCAAGCGAUCAAGCAUAUCCGAGCAGGCGACGGACUGCGCCUUAUCUCAGCGCCUGCUCAGCCAGCACCCGAUAGACGCAGCAUCGGAGAGAAAGUUGAUUGAACUUUGAGCUGUACGCAACGCUAGCCCGCAAAAGAACCCCGAUUCUGGAGGGACAGAACGCAUAAUUUGCAUUCCAAAAGGGGACGACUCUCGAGCAAAGACUAUCUCUUGAAAAUGGACAGCUCUGAGGACGAUAACUCGGAGCACUCGCAGGGAGAUAAAUCGAACAAACAGCGUUGGACAAAACACGAGGAUGCUGCUCUGAAGACACUGGUGGAGCAGCAUGGCGAGCGGUGGGAGAUCAUUUCCCGGCUGCUGAAGGAUCGCAACGAUGUCCAGUGUCAGCAACGAUGGACGAAGGUGGUCAAUCCGGAUCUUAUCAAAGGUCCCUGGACAAAGGAGGAGGACGAGAAAGUGGUGAGCCUGGUGGCAAAGUAUGGGCCGAAAAAGUGGACACUAAUUGCGAGACACCUGCGCGGCCGCAUUGGCAAGCAGUGUCGUGAGCGAUGGCACAAUCACUUGAACCCAAACAUCAAGAAGACGGCCUGGACGGAGGAGGAAGAUCAUCUCAUCUACACCGCCCACCAGACCUGGGGUAAUCAGUGGGCAAAGAUAGCAAAACUGCUACCGGGCCGAACUGACAAUGCGAUCAAAAACCACUGGAACUCCACGAUGCGCCGGAAAUAUGAGGGAGUGGAUGUGAUACGUCGCAGAAUAAAGCCACCUCCGAGUGAACAGCAGGAUGGUAGUGCCGUUGGUUCUGCUGGAGUAGCUGGCGUUGCAGGUAGCACCACCCUCGGCGCUGAUUCUUCCGUCGCAAGCAUCACCAAUGGAUCGACCACAUUGCCUUUACCAGCGUUUCUAAACGAAACGGCUGGCGAAUCGCUUCAAAACUUGAUACGCAAGAAUCGUAAAAAACCCUCGAUCGACGAUCGUAUGUUCAUGGACGAUGGCAUGGUGCAAGGGAACAUCAUCGAUGGCAAUGUGGCAGUGUCAACCAGACGUGGCGACUUCCUGGUCAGCCCGGUUGCCGAUCGGAAGAAGCACUACAUCAUCGAGCCGCUCUGCUCGGCCAAAGUGGACAUGAAGCUGCUGCUCGGCACGAAUGUCGGUGGAACGAUGCAGCACAACAACAAUAAUACGAUCGAAGGAAGGGGAGAAGGAGAAGGAGAAGGAGGCGAAGAGGAUGCGGAGCAGGAGCAAGCACAGGUUCCAGUUGGUACCACGCUCUACCAGAAGUUGCCGGGCGGUGGAGUGCAGCAACUCGAGAAUUGCAUUCCUACCAACAUCAAUCUGUACGAUCUGAUCACUAGUACCAGGCAGCAGGAUGCCGCUAACCAGCAGGACGGCCAAGUAGACAGCAAAUUGACUCCGAACAUUCUGCGAAGGAAAAGGAAACUCAACACGGAGGACGGAAUGAAUGAGUUGCAAAUACUGCAGCACCAGGAGCGUCAGUUCCAGCAGCUGAUGGGUGUUGGGGAUAAUAAUGCAUCCGAUGAUGAGCAAACGGCACGAGCUCCGGUACCGGGCGGUGGCAAUGGUGCCCGGAACCAUCAGGGCUUCGGUAGCCACGUUAUGUCACCGUCGAUUACUCCCAUCAAACCGCUUCCGUUCUCACCGAGCCAGUUUCUCAACUCGCCUAGUUUGACCGUGUCCUUCGAUCAGCUUCCCGCUAGUACGCCCGUGAAACGGGCCGCACUGAAAAACGACACUAGUCUAUUGAGUACUCCUGUCCCUGCGAAGGAAGUCGGAGUGACUCCCCACAUCAAAAAAGAACCAGUAACACCAGGAACAGGAGCAGCCACAACAACGGCAGCAGCAGCAGCCGCAGGAACGAAUGUGAAGGCUGAGACAGCUGCACAGCAGGAAGAGGGUAAAACACAAACCCCACUGAAAGAGACAAAACCUUCGCUGGAACCACGCACACCGACACCGUUCAAGAAUGCAAUGGCCGAAGUGGGCAAACGGCGCUCCGAAGUCUACAUACCACCCAGUCCGGCCGUUCUCGGUGAAGACAUUGCCGAAAUUAUGCAUCAGGAACAGGUGAAGGAAACUUCGGCUGAAUCUUCCUCCUCUACACUGGUCAGCGAUAGUUCGUCGACCACAGCAAAUAAAUCCCAGGACGAGGGUAAGGUAGGAAGCAAGGAAAACAAAAUACCUCCCAUCGCCAGUACGGCCGCAGGGCACGCUUCGCCCCGCAAUCAGAAGAAAGUGUCUACCUCCGUGUUCUCGCAGCAGUGGGAAAACUCCGAUAUGAGCUUCUUUGCGGAAACACCAAGUAAAUCCCUUAUUUCGGAGUCUGCCGCUUUAUCUCCAUCGCUUCGCGAACGGCUAGGUGAUACGGAGAUUUUGCUGGAGGAUGAGCUAAAGGAUGGUACUGGCACACCGACCAAGAAGUCAGGCAAAAAGCCGGCCUCUACCCCAACGUCCGUCGAUCACAAGUGGCUGAAGUAUGCUUGCGGCAAGACACGUGACCAACAGGCUAUGUCCCAGCAGGCGCACAAUUGUCUGAAGAAAACGUCCCUUCAGCCACGGUCGCUCAACUUUUAUAAAUAGUAGAGCACUACUGCAGCAAGUGCAGCAAUGCCUUGUACCAACAUAAUCCCACCCCACCGGGGCCAUCGCAGAUGCAAUGAGAAAAGAUGAGCUGUAGAAAGAGAGAGAUCGCUCAGCGUGUAAUUUGUAGUCAUGAUGAUGGGACACAGGACGAUCGCGCAUCGUGUUAGAGUAAAAGUUAAGUAAGAUAUGGGACAAUUUAAGAAGAACAGUGAACACGUUUCGCGCUCGACCUACGGGGGUUGGCGUACUUAAUCUAGGUAAUUAAGUAUUUAACGCUUAACUCGCUACGAUGAGUUUGCGUGGUUUAAAUGUAACGAGGUCAAACAGCAAGUAGAGGUUAAGUCAACUAACCAAAAACCAACCCCCACAUCUCUAGCACCCGAUGUGUACCAGACUAUCACCUCCCCAUUUAGUUAACCCGAGUUAGUACAGUACAUCUGAUGAAAUUCGCGUCUAAAAUGAAUUGCUCGAGUCAUACAGUGAGCGAGCAGAAGUUACAGUUCCAGUAGGACACCAUAAUAGCUAUAGUAUCACUUUCAGACGAGUUUAACAUAUUUUGCAUAUCUUUAAUAUACUCUUUGCUUCUUUGUAUAACAUUUUAAGCCCAGCAUUUUAACAUUCAGCGCCCUGGAUUAUAUGGCCACCGUCACCAGAUUUCUUUUGCCAGGCAGUUGUUUACCAGUCUUAGCGCAAGUUUUGUCUCUAGAUAUUAGGAUUUUCGACGACUUUUCUGCCCGAUGGGGCCUAGGCCAGAGCACACGAAGAAGAAUGCGCUUGUUAUGGCUUAUUUGUCUAUGCUUUGUUUUGGUUAUUUAUAUGUUUGUUUUUCUAACAAUUACUUUGAGAAAGACCUGCGACAGAGCAAAUCCGUGCUAGUUUGAGCGAAAUUUUUAAAAAUUCUAUAGGAACAGAGGCAUUAGGAGUUUUAAGAGUUCUAAUAGAUGUUAGUGAUGAUAAGGAUAACGGCACUGUUGGCCCUUGCCUCCGCGUGGUAAUCACGUGAUUCGUGCAUUUCUGUACAAGCUAAGCGAAACAGGAGCCCCUGCAGGAUCCCGUACUUUAGUUAUACCUUGCUGCAAUCGUACAAAACAUAUUUUUUCAUAUAACCAUAACGAUCGUUAUGCUCUAAAGGCAGGGAUAAUUGAAUAUAAUGCACUUUGUACAGACGUGAAAUAAAAUCGGUAGAGCUUGUACGGAGUAAUGAAGAAUAAAUGAUUUAA
This is a messenger RNA of Anopheles darlingi, 5612 nucleotides long. It is a transcript of the gene Myb, whose product is annotated as myb protein. The record is from RefSeq and is a predicted model, not a curated record. The coding region runs from base 2008 to 4389 and encodes 793 amino acids. Gene Ontology annotation, molecular function: DNA-binding transcription factor activity, RNA polymerase II-specific; RNA polymerase II cis-regulatory region sequence-specific DNA binding. The transcript has 8 exons. NCBI's taxonomy places the organism in Eukaryota, Metazoa, Arthropoda, Insecta, Diptera, Culicidae. Gene Ontology annotation, cellular component: nucleus. Gene Ontology annotation, biological process: regulation of DNA-templated transcription.